This is a messenger RNA of Stegastes partitus (bicolor damselfish), 626 nucleotides long. RefSeq names its product acylphosphatase 1, erythrocyte (common) type (gene acyp1). The coding region runs from base 140 to 436 and encodes 98 amino acids. The transcript is spliced from 3 exons. NCBI's taxonomy places the organism in Eukaryota, Metazoa, Chordata, Actinopteri, Pomacentridae. The record is from RefSeq and is a predicted model, not a curated record. Gene Ontology annotation, molecular function: acylphosphatase activity.
GAGCGGAGACCCGUAUGUUUCAAAUCGAGAUCUUUCGGAGCUGCAUGGUCCAUUCACGGCUUCACAACAACAUUCAGGUGACGUGUAGAACCGAAGCGAGCUUGCAUGUGUCCAUACGGAACCAAUACGGAGGUCCACUAUGUCUGAUGAAGACCUAAUUUCAGUGGAUUAUGAGGUUUUUGGCAGAGUGCAAGGUGUAUUUUUUCGGAAAUACACUCAAGCAGAAGGGAAGAAACUCGGCCUGGUUGGUUGGGUCCAAAACACGGGGGCAGGAACUGUUCAGGGGCAGCUCCAAGGCCCACGCAGCAAGGUGAAAGAAAUGCAGGAAUGGCUGAGGUCCACUGGGAGCCCCAAGUCGCACAUAACCAAGGCGGAGUUCAAGGAUGAGAAAACAGUUGACAGCCUAGAACACUCAUCUUUUAACAUAGUAAAGUAAAACAUAAUGCACUGACUGCCUGUAAUACUAACUCGGAAGCAGAUGUUUAUUUAUUUAGUAUUUUUUUAUUUGAUGGAUUUCAGCACUUAUAAUGCAUGAAAACGACGUGUACUGUAUAAGCUGGUUCUCUUUAACAUCCACAGACUGUGUGGUAGCACUAAUAAAUGGAAAAUUCCUUCUACCGGCUUCA